AUGAUCAAGGAAACCUCCGAGAGCAUGAAAGCGAUUCGUCAACGCCUUAAGGAAGCUCAAGAGACAACGAUCGAACAAGUUAAGGUGAUUUGCCAAAGAUUGUUGACCGAUCAAACUAGGCAAAAGAACUACAUUGAUUGUCGUCCUCGCCUGUUGUCGUUUGAAGAAGGGGAUCACGUAUUCCUUCAAGUAUCGCCAUGUAGAGAUUUGUCUCGUUUUGGGAAAAAGGGAAAGCUAUCGCCGCGUUAUAUCGGGUCGUUUGACAUUAUUGAGAAAAUUGGGGAGGUUUUGUAUCGUUUGGCUUUGCCACCGAGGCUAUCGGGUGUACAUGACAUGUUCCACAUGUCAAUGUUGAGGAAAUACAAACCAGAUCCAUCGCAUGUGUUAGAUUGGUCCGAACUUGAGCUAAAGGCCGAUGCGUCUUAUGGGGAACAAUCGAUACGUGUCCUAGAUUCGCGUGAUCAACUGCUGAGGGGUAAGAUGAUAUCGUUGGAAGUGCUGACUGUCUAA
Rhododendron vialii is the source of this 510-nucleotide messenger RNA. RefSeq lists its product as uncharacterized. The record is from RefSeq and is a predicted model, not a curated record. The transcript has a single exon. Lineage: Eukaryota; Viridiplantae; Streptophyta; Magnoliopsida; Ericales; Ericaceae. Bases 1 to 510 code for a protein of 169 amino acids.